Lingula anatina is the source of this 1307-nucleotide messenger RNA. RefSeq lists its product as uncharacterized. NCBI's taxonomy places the organism in Eukaryota, Metazoa, Brachiopoda, Lingulata, Lingulida, Lingulidae. The record is from RefSeq and is a predicted model, not a curated record.
AAAUCAUUGUGACCCAGUUGAUGCAGAGCGGUUGUCGCCAUUUUGAAAUUUCACAGGUGUAGCCGUUUUAACUUGUGUGGGGAGAAUUUCAAUUUUUUUCUUCAAUUUUACCAUCAUUUUAGUGAUGGUAGGACGACGGUAACAGUUGAAAGAAUCUAGUAAUUAGAGGAAAGGUGAGAGAGUAAGGGGAAAGUGUUAUGAGACGCUAGAAACUUGCAUUUUUCCAACUUUAAGUCGAAGAAGGAGCCAAAGUAAGGACAAUAAUGGGGAUUGGCGUAAGAAACUACUCAAACUGGAUCAAGUUUGCGCUGUUUUUGAUCGUACUCUGCUUCGUGCUUCACCUUGUGUCAUUCGGAACCCCAAACUGGUCGGAGAAAGGUUGGUGGGACGCCGACACUCUUGACAGGUAUUUCACAUACGGACUGUGGCAGACGUGCUAUGAUGGCAGCUACAGUGACUGUUAUUAUCUGCGAGAACCUUCAGAUUGGCACUACAAUGCGCGCGCUCUGGAGGUGGUCGGACUGAUAGGUGUAAUCAUCUGUAUUGUUAUUUGUGCCACCUAUAUAGCCACGCCACGUUUAGGCAGGAAUGCCCACUUGGUCCUCAUCACCCUUAUUGUUUUCUGUCUGCUCACCUCCAUUUUCAUCCUGUCCGGAGUCAUCCUAUGGUGGGCCAACACUCCCAACGUGAAAGCAGGCUAUUCCGCCAUCUUUGCAUUUUUGGCAGGAAUCUCCAUGAUGUUCUGUGGUUUUGCCGUCUUUAUGGAAACGCGUUUCUUAGAAGAGGAGGCAGAGUCGGCCCACAUCCAACAGCAGAUGAUUCAACGCUACUAAAAUCGUUUUUAAGACCUACUAAGGUUUCUAUUUGAAUGAAACUUUGGCUAUGAAGUAUAUUAGUUCAUUCCUUGUAGCACCCACAUUUCUUCGUAAUCUUGUUUGAGUCACCCGCUGGUGAAUUAGUGAACUGGAAUAAUGCUGUUUUUUCUUUCGUGGAACUGGAAACCAUGCUUCGAUUUUCUGCGGUUGGAAAUGUGGUGUUUCUUGAAUGAAAAUCUUCAGAUAAUGGCCAAAAAAUAAAACUGACUGCAUUUGUAAAAUAGACAGAAAAGCAAAAAGACAUUCCCUUGUACAGCUAUGUAAAUACGUUUGCAUUUUUUCUCUUUUGAUACGGCAGAUCCUAGUGUAGACAAUAAAGUGUAGAAAAUGAUAUCUGAUUUAAAUGACAUUUUAGCAGAAUUUAUAUAUGUGCGUCACCAACGAAUGUAGCUUGGAUGCCGUAUAACGGACUAGCUCUGAGUAACUGAAAUG